Messenger RNA from Cuscuta epithymum, 336 nucleotides. The record is from the annotation of a GenBank genome assembly. NCBI's taxonomy places the organism in Eukaryota, Viridiplantae, Streptophyta, Magnoliopsida, Solanales, Convolvulaceae.
GGGGGGCUUUGGAUGGCAGAACUUACUAAGCAUUUCUCAAAAGAGGAAGAAGAACGUGCAAAGCUGCUCACUUACGGUCUUGAUUCUGCCUUGCCUACAUCGUGAUGUCGCCGACAUUUGGGCUUCUGCGUCAUGUUACUCCCCAGGACACCCACUGGGCAUCGAGGCUUCGUGUUGUUUGAGUGUACUGUCACGGAAUGAGGAUUGUGAAGUGAAAGGCAUGGAGUGUAUCUUUCAUGAUAAAGUAGUGAGUAGUCAUAUUAAUAUAUUUUCAACUUCAUAUAGAUUUGUCAAUUUUUCAAUUUUAAUUACUGCUUCAAUGCUUUUUAACCAAGG